AUCCAAGAUGGCGGACUAAGCGGCGUGGCUUUCCGGAGAAGUUUCACAUUUACGAUCUUAUAGAUUCAAAAAUAGCAUCUAAUACCUCAACUAUUCACCUUUUCUUAAGCCCACCAAACGGACUUUGAGUGUGGAGCGACGGCGUGUUAUCUGAAGUGAAGAUUGAAGACGUGAUAGAAGAUGGACGACUACUGCUAUGCUAAGAUGGCGACGUCCGCUAAAAGAGAACAUGAAAGAGAAUCAGCGCCACCAACGGAGAACAAUCUGAAAAGCGAAGAUGAAGACGUCCAGCAGCUGAUCGGUAAUCCAGAAGAAGUUUCCCCUCAGUUAGGGGGGAGCUCCACUUUGAAGCAGGAGACUCCACAACCACCCUGCAUUAAAAAGGAAGAGGAGGAACUCUGCAUCACUCAGGAGGGGGAGUGUCUUCUAGGACGAGAGGAAGCUGAUUACACCAAGUUUCCACUGAGUAUUCUCUCUGUGAAGACUGAAGAUGAUGAAGAGAAACCACAAGUAGACAACCUCUUAGCUCCACUAUCAGAUAGUGAGGCUGAAGACGAGGUUGAAGAACCUUUGAGCAGCGAUACAGACUGUGAAGGUGAUAUGAGGACUCACACUGACAACAAACAUUUUGAAUGCUCUACAAAGAAGAGAGGUAAAAUAUGUUUGAGCUGCUCAGUUUGUGCUAAAAGUUUUACUAAAAAGAGCCAUUUUACUCAACACAUGAGAACACACACAGGUGAAAAACCAUUUAAUUGUUCAGUUUGUGGCAAAAGCUUUUCUCAAAAUGUCAAUUUGACUCGACACAUGAGAACACACACUGGUGAGAAACCAUAUAAGUGUUCAGUUUGUGGCAAAAGCUUUUCUGUUAAGAGCCAUUUGACUCAUCACAUGAGAACACACACAGGUGAAAAACCAUUUAAUUGUUCCGUUUGUGGCAAAAGCUUUUCUGAAAGUGGCAAUUUGACUCAGCACAUGAGAACACACACAGUUGAGAAACCAUGUAAGUGUACAGUUUGUGGCAAAAGGUUUUCUGGUAAGACCAAUUUGACUAAACACAUGACAACACACACAGGUGAAAAACCAUAUAAGUGUUCAGUUUGUGGCAAAAGCUUUUCUAAAAACAGCCAAUUGACUCGACACAUGAGAACACACACUGGAGAAAAAUUAUUUAGUUGUUCAGUGUGCUGUAAAAGGUUCCCACGUAAUGCAGACGCAGUAAAACACAUAAGAACACACAAGGGAAAAAUAACCAAUUAGCUGUUUAGUUUGUGGUAUGUUGCUCAUAUGUGGCGACAUCCACCCUACCCAGGACCUCCUCACUGCUUCUUUCACAAAUAUCUGAGGUAUUCAUACAAACUUUGAUUAUUUGGAGCAUAAUCUUAUCUACUCAUGACCCCAUGUCUUCUCUGUAUCUGAAACCACUUGAAGCGAGAUGAGUUUGCAAAGUGUAAAAUUCAGCUGCAUUUUUAAUGAAAGAAACUGCUGUUCUAAAUGUGUCCACUGGAUGUUGCAAUAGCAAUUGUGUUAGGCAAGCAAAUAGUUUAUAACAGGGCGAGCAAGUAUACCAAGCAAGAGGUACACGGUAAAGCGGGAAUGUGACUCCUCCCCCUCCACCCAACGUAAAACAGGAGUAAAAUAAGCAAUCAGUAACCCCACUUAAAAUGCAGCAUGAGACACUGCACACUGAUAUAGUUCUGUGAAAAUGAUUGUCUUCUGUGCAAAUGUAAAGAAAGUGAACAGUGUGUGAUUUACUGCAAUACUGUCAGUCUUUUAACUUUUUAUUUGUGCUUUGUUGAAAUUGUUCACACAUUGCACAGCUUUUAUUUUUCUAUCAAUACACAUUAUGUCUAGAAGACAGGAAGUAACUCAACACUCUUGAAUAGUUUCUACCUCAGUUUGUAUGGUUUGUUGAGUUAGCACAGGAUUAAUAUGUGGAAAUGACAAAUGAGGUAGUUGAUACAUAGAAUAGUUUUUAUUCAUGCAUUAUUUUGUUUUUUGUUCAAUCCUAGAUGGGUUGGGACUUAAAGUUUAAUAGAAACACUGAGAUUAAAGGCCUACUGAAACCCACUACUACCGACCACGCAGUCUGAUAGUUUAUAUAUCAAUGAUGAAAUCUUAACAUUAUAACACAUGCCAAUACGGCCGGGUUAACUUAUAAAGUGACAUUUUAAAUUUGCCGCUAAACUUCCGGUUCGAAACGCCUCUGAGGAUGCCGUAUGCGCGUGACGUAGACCGGCGAACACGGGCAUGCCUUCCACAUUGAAGCCAAUACGAAAAAGCUCUGUUUUCAUUUCAUAAUUCCACAGUAUUCUGGACAUCUUUGUUCGUGAAUCUGUUUCAAUCAUGUUCAUUGCAUUAUGGAGAAGGAAGCCGAGCAAGCAAAGAAGAAAGUUGUCGGUGCGAAAUGGACGUAUUUUUCGAACGUAGUCAGCCACAACAGUACACAGCCGGCGCUUCUUUGUUUACAUUCCCGAAAGAUGCAGUCAAGAUGGAAGAACUCGGAUAACAGAGACUCUAACCAGGAGGACUUUUGACUUGGAUACACAGACGCCUGUAGAGAACUGGGACAACACAGACUCUUACCA
Entelurus aequoreus (snake pipefish) is the source of this 2585-nucleotide messenger RNA. Its product is annotated as zinc finger protein 501-like. Gene Ontology annotation, biological process: regulation of transcription by RNA polymerase II. The record is from RefSeq and is a predicted model, not a curated record. The transcript is spliced from 2 exons. Bases 181 to 1257 code for a protein of 358 amino acids. Lineage: Eukaryota; Metazoa; Chordata; Actinopteri; Syngnathiformes; Syngnathidae. Gene Ontology annotation, molecular function: DNA-binding transcription factor activity; RNA polymerase II cis-regulatory region sequence-specific DNA binding.